AUGGGACAGCUGGAGUGGAACUGCGCCGCCGCGAGGGACCGGGCAGCUGGCAGCCCCGCCGAGAGCCGGGGGCUGCUGGCACCCCCCGGGGGCUCCGAGCAGCCGGGAGGGGAGCGCCCCGAGCGUGGGCCUUUGAGCUUUGCAGGCUCCGGGGAGCUGCGUCUGGUGGGCGGCGGCGGGCGCUGUGCCGGGCGCGUGGAGGUGAAGCACGGCGGUGAGUGGGGCUCCGUGUGCGCCUUCGACUUCGACUGGGAGGCUCGCUGGGCCGUGGUGGUGUGCCGGCAGCUGGGCUGCGGCCGGGUGGCCAGGGCGUCCCUGCACGCCCGGUUCGGGCCGGGCAGCGGGCGGAUCUGGCUGCAGCCCUUCUUCUGCAACGGCACCGAGGAUGCGCUGGAGCGGUGUCCUAACUUCGGAUGGGGACGGCAUUUCUGCGGCCACGAGCGGGAUGUGGGGGUGACCUGCACAGAUGCCGUGGAGCUGAGGCUGGCGGGCGGCAGCAGUCCCUGUGCCGGGAGGGUGGAGGUGAAGCUGCAGGGCCACUGGGGCACAGUGGGAGACGACAACUGGGACAUGGAGGACGCCGAGGUGGUUUGCCAGCAGCUGGGCUGUGGUUCGGCUUCUGGUGCCUUCUCUGCCCGUGACCGCUUUGGCGUAGGGGAUGGGCUGGUCAGCCUGGCCCUGGUGGACUGCAGAGGGGACGAGGCCACGCUCUGGGAUUGCAUGAUCCGUGGUUGGGGACCCUAUAACAGCAGCAUCCAUGGCUUGGACGCUGCCGUUGUCUGCCAAGGCUUUUCCCGGCUGGUUGGUGGCGAUGGAUCCUGUGCCGGGCGGCUGGAGGUGCGUCAGGGCCGGGCCUGGGUCGGUGUCUGUGAGGAUCAGGUGGAUAUGAAGGUGGCCCAGGUGGUGUGCAGGGAGCUGGGCUGUGGUGAGGUGAUCGCCAUCGCCGGCAGUGGCCGUUUUGGGGCAGUGUCGGGAUCGCUCUGGGACGGGGGUUUCCAGUGCAAUGGCACCGAGCCCCGUCUCAGCGCCUGUGCCUGGCGUCCGGCAAAGAGCCCGGGCUGCAGCGGCCCUGGCAGCGUCAUCUGCUCUUCCUACACGGGCUUCCGGCUGGGGAACGGCAGCUCGGGAUGCUCCGGGCGAGUGGAGGUGGCAGUGAGGGGGACGUGGGGCUCCGUGUGCGCCAGCGAGUGGGACCUGGCCGAUGCGCACGUCCUGUGCCGCCACGUGGGCUGCGGCCGCGCCCUCAGCGUGCUGCCGGGAGGCUCCUUCGGCAGCGGGGAGGGGCCGCUGCGGCCGGACACCUUCGGCUGCAGCGGGAGCGAGCGGCACCCGGGCCAGUGCCCCGUGGCCGUGCUGGGGAAGCCGCCCUGUGCUCCCGGGAACGCCGCCGCCGUCAACUGCUCAGGCGCUGCUGAGUCCCUGCGGCUGGUGAAGGGUGAGACGUGGUGCGAGGGGUAUCUGGAGUCGAAGACAAGUACCGAGGCCUGGCGCCGUGUUCCAGGAGAGGUGACGCUCCUACGGAAUUUUAGCAAUGUGUGUUCGAAGCUGGGCUGUGGAGGACUGGAGAAGAGUCAUGGUGUCCCUGGGACGUCCAUCCUGUUCAAUAUCAACUGGCAGGAGAGGGGCAUCUUGAAAGCGGUGAUCAGAGACAUUGUGCAGAUGACCACUGAUCUGUCUACUCGGACCAUAUCAGAGGAUUAUUUUGGGAGUGAUUACUGGUCCAUGACCACUGCACCAGCUGACGUCCCUCAUGGGACCUACCUUGUCUGCUCAGGCAGCCUGCGGGUGAGGCUGGUGGGGAGCUCUGGGCGCUGUGCCGGGCGUGUGGAGGUCUAUUCCGGUGGCAGCUGGAGCUGGGUGUGCCAGGAAGGCUGGGAGCUGCAGGACGCGGCCGUUGUGUGCCGGGAGCUGGGCUGUGGCACGGCGCUGCAGGCCCCGGGCUGGGCGCGCUUGGGUGGCGGCCCGGGGCCGCUGUGGCCGUACAGCCCCGAGUGCUCCGGCUCCGAGGAGUCUCUGUGGGAGUGCGGGCGCACGGAACGGCGCGAGUGCGGGCGCGGCGGCGGGGCAGGGGCCGUGUGCUCAGAGCAGCUCUCCGUGCAGCUGGCAGAGGGCCCUGGGCGCUGCCGGGGCUUCCUGGAGAUGUUCCACAACAACACCUGGGGCCGCGUGUGCGCCAACGGCACCAGCCCCGGCACCGCCGCCACCGUCUGCCACCAGCUGGGCUGUGGGCACCGGGGCUGGCUCACAGCUGUCUCCGCCCAGGAGCCGACCGAGGCCUGGCUGGCCUGGGUGGGCUGUGAGGACGGGGCCCGCUCGCUCUGGCAGUGCCCCUCGGCACCCUGGCACCUGGAGAGCUGUGGCACAGAUGUGCACGCCUAUGUGGAGUGUGAGGAGCACAGUGAUGGCACCACUGAGGGACACACUACCCCAUAUCCGGAGGGUGCCACCAGCACAGGUGUCCCCAGAAGGCGGCCCCGAGCGGUGGCCGUGGGGUCUGUGCCCGUGCCCACUGUGCUGUGCGUGGUGCUGGGGACGCUGCUGUGCCUGUCCCUGGGUGCCCUGGCCCUGCUGCUGUGCCGUGCCCGUGCCCGGCGCCGAGGCCCUGGCAGAGCUGCAGAUGCCAUCUCCAACGCUGUCUACGAGGAGCUGGAUUACAAAGCCAUGCCUGAGUACCAGGAGGUGCCUACUCCCCCAGGUUCCCUGUUGGAGGGAUGGGUGAAGAAGCUGCCGUAUGACACCGGGGACAGCGUGGCGGGCAGUGACACCGAGGCAGCCCCAGAUCCCCCUGCCCGGCCCGAGCAAGGACCGCCGGAUGGCUACGACGAUGUCGUGGGUGUGGCCCAGGAGCCCCCCGCUGGCAGCACUGGGGACAUCUCCGAGGGAGUGGCACGGCAGAGGUGGAUCUGUGUGCUGCCCACAGGUGGCAUCUACUCCCCUCCAGGUCCCCCAGGAGCCACCAGGGAGCCCUCGGAAGAGCCCCCUGGACACAUGGACUAUGAUGAUGUCGGCACCAGCACCCUGGGGACGUUGCCAUGAGGAUGUCCUGGCCAUGCCACAGCCCUGGGGACACGUGUGUGGCGGUGUGGUGGGGUCCUUGUCCCCAGGGAAGGCUGGCCGUGCCCACAGAGGUCAGCCCUUACUGUCCAGCGCUGCAGGAAAAGAGCUCCUGUACGGGAUUAUCUUUGAUUUCAGUGUGAUUUUCCCUUUUUUCCUAUUAAAAUCCAGACUGGUCAGAGACUCC
Messenger RNA from Melospiza georgiana, 3241 nucleotides. Its product is annotated as antigen WC1.1-like. The record is from RefSeq and is a predicted model, not a curated record. Gene Ontology annotation, cellular component: membrane. The transcript is spliced from 14 exons. Bases 1 to 3036 code for a protein of 1011 amino acids. NCBI's taxonomy places the organism in Eukaryota, Metazoa, Chordata, Aves, Passeriformes, Passerellidae.